GACCAUCACACUAUCACGUCUUUGCAGCAGAACCAUACGCGUUGGAAAUAUUUUCUCUGUCGCCUCAACAAUAAGACACUCAGCUGCUUGAGAUGGACGCACAUCAGAUAGCACAUUGUUCCCGUAGACUAGUCCUCACCGCCGUCCCACUAGCACUACUAUACACCGGUAGACGGCUGUCAACAUUGAAUACAGUAUCCCCACAUUGUAGUCUACCCGGUCAACAACACUCGUCAUCGCUACCGGUGUACUUGAACCAAAUAUACACACACAACCCAGUUGGAUCCACAUAUUAUACUUCCGUGAUGCACUAUCUAGAUUGUUCCGCUAAUGCUUUCUUAUUCCUAGAACCAUCACUCAAUCGUCAUUUAUUCAUCAUGGGCAGUUCACUGCAAAUCUCAACACGCGUGGGUAUCAUCUCGUAACGCGAUCGGAAAUGGAAGGUUGUUCAAAAUUAGACGACGACGCCAAGUUUGAGAUUAGACAUGCAUGCACGACAUGGACGCGAAUCGCGUCUUGGCCAACGUCGAAAAAGGGUCCUGAUGACGACGACAGCAGGUAGUGCUCGAGUCGGGUGGAAGACAAGCGAGAUGAUGGAAGGGGGGGAAGGAUCCCUGGGGGUGGAUAACUUCUUAU
Molecule: messenger RNA, 636 nt
Organism: Dothidotthia symphoricarpi CBS 119687
Lineage: Eukaryota; Fungi; Ascomycota; Dothideomycetes; Pleosporales; Dothidotthiaceae
Exons: 1
Coding region: 93-425 (110 amino acids)
Source: RefSeq, a predicted model, not a curated record